CAACCAAACCAAACUUUCGUGAUUCCCUAUUUUAUUUUCACGUGCACAACAAAGACACGGUUAACUCGAAUGAUGAUGAUAAUCAUGGAUGGCUAGUCUUAUUAUUAUUGCUUAUACAUAAUGAUAGUUUAUGAUAGUAACAACAUAUAGUUAUGUCUUAUUCAUUAACAUGAUUAUUGUUUUAAUGUAAUGUAAUGUAAUUUGGUUAAUCCAAUUAUCCGAUUAACCAAACCAAUUAAACUUUGAUUUAGUUAAUUUGGGUUUCGUGUUAAUUUGGACGGUUUGGUUAAGACAUUUUAUUUCAUGGUUGAUGAAAUUUAGGCUUAAUUGGUUUGGUAAUUACCACGGUAACCAUUUGAACACCCCUAAUGAUACUAGCUUAUAACCCGACCUGUUGAUCGGAGUUAGCCAAGCCGAAUAUUGAAUUAUUGGUAUGGACUCAUGUAUAUUGUGAGGGGAAUAAGUGACAUGAAUUUGUUUUGAUGUUUAGGAUAACUAAAUAGCUAAAUUUACCGUCAAUUAUUAAUCGUUUAACCAUUAGCUUUCGAGAACUGACCAUAUUAUUUAAUCGAUUAUCAUCGAUAGAACCACUAAUCAUUUCAGUUAUCGGUUACACUAGACAAUUGUUUAGCUAAUCUAUACAAAAUUGAAAUAAGGUAUGGGCUUAAUUGCAAGUUUGGUCACCCGAAUUGCUUAAAAAUUUCACGUUUGCCACCCGAAUUGAUUUAUUCCAUUUAUAGUCACUCGAAUUAGUUGAACAGUCCAAGUUCGGUCACUCUCCGUUAACCUCCGUUAGACUCCGUUAAUGACGUCCGUUAAGUGAUGACGUGGCUAACAGAAAGACACAGUCAGCACAUUUAAACAUUAAAAAAAGACGACCCGACCUGACCCGACCCGCCAACUCAGCCUUACCCACCAACUCAGCCUUACUUGCCCAACCCAAGAACCAACCCAGCCUAAUUCACCCUAAACCCAGACCCGAGACCCAACCCCCCCUGAAAAUUAAAUCGCAGAUGGAUUAGGGCAUUUCCCUUCCUCCAUCUUCAUCCUCUCAUCCUCAAGCGCUGCCUCUCUCCAAUUUCCUCGCUAAACCCCCGCCUCCCUCGAUUGCACAGCCAGCAGCCAAACGCUGCCUAUUAAUCCUCUGCUUCCGGCCGCCGUCUGGAAACCGCGCCACUCUGCACUUGUCGGCCAGAUGUCUUCUCAGUCGCUUCAUUUCUUCACUCCAUCCUCCACCGCCUGCCCGAACAUUACCUUCCCAAAGCUUUCGCUUCCGUUUCCCAACCGCCGCUUCGCGUUCGCUUCCUCUCCUCGGACAUUUUCGAUCAGAGCCGUUUCGGCGUCUUCAGAUCCCAAUCAGGCACCGCCGCCAGUCGUUGUUGCCGACAAUGGAGCGGGUAGCAGGGUUGUGGCGGUGUCGGCGACGGCGGAUUCCAGCUCGGGUCUGGGUUUAGGGUGAAUUAUGCUGGGUUGGUUCUUGGGUUGGGCAAGUAAGGCUGAGUUGGCGGGUAAGGCUGAGUUGGCGGGUCAGGUCGUCUUUUUUUAAUGUUUAAAUGUGCUGACUGUGUCUUUCUGUUAGCCACGUCAUCACUUAACGGACGUCAUUAACGGAGUCUAACGGAGGUUAACGGAGAGUGACCGAACUUGGACUGUUCAACUAAUUCGAGUGACUAUAAAUGGAAUAAAUCAAUUCGGGUGGCAAACAUGAAAUUUUUAAGCAAUUCGGGUGACCAAACUUGCAAUUAAGCCAUAAGGUAUGUAGUGCUAUAGUACAUUGGGUUUUGCACUGUAUCUGAUCACUUUUUCCCUCUCUUCUUUGUUGCUCCUUCUCCAAACGUGACCUAGCUUCUCUUUUUCUCCAAUACAUCUUCUCUUUUGGUAGAAACUAGAAAGUCCAAUCCGUCUCCUGAAGUUCCGCCAUUCCAAUCUUCGCCGAGAAGGAGCCAAUUGGCGGCCGGGGUAUCGCAUCCUCCCCAUCCCCCAUGUCUCGACGAGACCGAGACCGAGAUCGCGACCGCGACCGCGACCGCGGCAGGGAGCGUUACGAGCGCGAUUUCAACACCAGACGAUACCGCUCCGGCUUCGACAGGGAACCCAGGUACCCAUAUCUCUCCCUUCUGCGCAAAGUAUGAAUCAUCUGGAAAACCCCUGGCUGAUUUUCCCGGUUUUAAUUGUUGCUUGAAUAAGCUGGAAUUGGAAUGGCCGAUUAGUUCGCAAGAUUUUCUGGUUUAUAUAAUCUGCUACUCCUGGGACGAACUAAGGCUGUGGGUCACUCCCGUGCAGUUGAAGUUGCUGUAUGAGUGUGCUAUGUUACUGAUUCUUGUAAUGGACCUUUGAGCGAACGGUGCGAGAGUAGGAUUUAGGUAAACGGCUCCUCAAGUCGAGGUUACAUAAACAUUAACAAAUGGAUGGAGAAACCUGAUUGUCUUAAUCAGUGGGCAUAAAACUGAAACUUGGGUUCUCUAUUCCACUCUCAAGCUUUGCUCUUUCUAGUUUCAAAGAGUGUUAAUAACUGCUUCAUUUGGUAUGGUGCUCUAUUCUGUUGUUGAGUCUUGAAAGGAGGAUGCCUUAACUUUUACUCCUAUGCACCAAAAGGAAUGGGAUCAGCCAAAAUGUAUGUUGUGCCAUUGAGGAGUAGUUACUAUUUGUCAUCCUUUCUCUAUUUGUAUAUUUGGAGAUCUAGAAUCCGUUUAUGCUUACAUUAGUUUCAACUCUCCAGAUUGGUUCCUCAGAGAAUGCUGUUUGAAUGACUAAUCAGAUAAAUGAAUGCCUAAAGUUAACUUUGAACUUAGCUAGCUCCAGACUUGGUUUUGAAUACCAUGCUGCAUUCGCUUAAAAGCUCUCAGUAAUUAUAUGGCGGUUACUCCUUAAGAACCUGGCAGUGCCCAUAGUAAACUUCUAUGAGGAGCCAGACACAGACACACAGUGGUUGAUGGAUUUGCUUGACAUAUUCUCGCCAUUUUUCCCACACCUCAUGUAUUCAUCUAUUUACCUGAGGCUAUUGGAAGCGUAGUUCACUUGGUUUCUUAUAUAGUAAAAUCCAUUUUUUUCCCCCGACCCUGUAACAUAUUGUAAAUUUUAUCUGAGUUGUCUACCGGUGAAUGUGUCUUAUAGUCCCAAGAGGUCUAGGAGGGACGAGAAGCUAGAGACAGAGAAAGUGUUUAGCGAACCUAAUCCUGAAAGUGGAGAUUUGACGCAUCAUUCUGAAAGCGGUCAUGUCAAGACGCAAGAUGCAGAAGUACCUCUUGUUUCUGAACCAGGCCCUGAUUCUAAGUUGGAAUCUGCUGAUGAUAAGAAAGAACUUGAAAAGAAACCCAAUGAGCAGCAUCAUGCAGAUGUUACCCCAAGUACCAAUUCAAAGGAAGUGCCUCGAUCUCGAACUUAUUUCCAGGUUCACCUGAAUGUCUCUUCUCUUGGUCUUCUGGAUUCUAUUGGAAUUGGUUGAUUUUACAUGU
Linum trigynum is the source of this 3455-nucleotide messenger RNA. The record is from the annotation of a GenBank genome assembly. Lineage: Eukaryota; Viridiplantae; Streptophyta; Magnoliopsida; Malpighiales; Linaceae.